AAAGGACAUGAGAAGCCACUUAGCGCGCCCAACAAAGCCGAGAGUCUCUCCAGUCCAGUGUCUCUCAGCUCCUCUAUAUGUGUGUGUCAGUGUGUGUGUGUGUGUGUGUUUGUAUCUUUGUAUCUGUGUUAUAUACAUCCAAUGGCCUGAGGGAUGCAGAUGCAGAUACUUUUGACUCUCCGCCUCUAUAGGAGUUAGUGUGUUAGUGUGUGUGGUUUUUGGUACUUUUCUGCUGUUGGCCGACUUGGUCUCGUGUCGAGUUCUUGAUGCCUCGUUAGUUGUUGAUGACACUUCAGUUUGGAAUGUUUAGAGUGCGCUCCGAUCCGUGCCAGAUUCCAAAAAAAAAAUAAAAAAAAUAUAGAAUUUAAAAACAAAACACCAAGUGACCCCCUGAACUAUGACACCGGACCACUGCUAGACUCUAGACUUCUGUUCCAAGGAUACUCCCAGUGACUGUGUGACUCUUUCUAUAUAUUUUUUUUAAAGUGUAAUCACCAAAAACCCUUAAUUUUAAAUCAAAAAUUAUAAAAAAUAUAAAAAAGAAAAUCCUUCAAAGUGGCGGAAAAACGGAAAAGUCCGCCCACGCCGCCGCCAGUGCCGCCGCAGCGUCGAAAAUCAAAUUCCGGAUCUCCACCGCCGCCUCCGGCGCCAAAUCCGGCAUCCGGCAGCGAGAUGACCAGUUCCGGAUCCUUGGAAAGGACACCCACGAAGCGGGAGCGGGGUGAGAGGGAGAGAGAACGCGAAAGGGACAAUAGCAGCGGACUGGGAAGCGCCGGCAGCUUGCCCGCCUCGCCCCAAAGCGCCAUCACCGUGAGUCCUGCCUCCCCGGCCACGCCCACCACACCGAAACGCCCACUACGCACCUCCACUCCUUCUCUGGAACGCGAGAGGGAGCGAGAGAGUCAACGGGAAAAGGAGAAGGAGCGAGAGAGGGAGCGAGAAAGGGAUCAGGAUCGUGAGGAUCGGGAUAGAUCCGCCAAAGUCUUCAGCACCGCCAGCACCACCGUGCCCACUAACACGAAUCCCUCCUCCGGACUGGCGCCCGAGCAUCUGCGCAUCCCGACGGGAGCCGCCGCCUUCAGCGGCUUCCCAGGACUCCACAGCAUGAGCAGCCUGAUGGUGCCCUCCUCGGCGGCGGUGGCGGCGGCGGCGGCAGCCCCCUUCCUGCCCUGGUCGCCCAUACUGCUGCCGCCGUGGAGCCACGCCCUCCUGCCAGCCGCCUUCUAUCCGGCGGCCUUGAGAAAUGCUCUGCCCGGCCUGUUCGACGCCAAGGUGCCGUCCUCACAACGCUCCGGCUUCCACAUAUCGGACAUCCUCAACCUGGAGGGCUCCGAGCUGAAGAACGCGGCCGCCGCCGCCGCUGCCGCCGCCCACCAUCACGGCAGCGAUCUGAGCCACCACCUCCCGCACCACCUGCCUCACCACCCCCACCACCAUGCCGCAGCGGCAGCCGUGGCGGCGGCGGCGUCAGCGGGCGAGUCGGCAGGCCAUGCCACGCCCUCGGCCCUGUCGCCCACGCCAGCAGGAGGAUCGACGGCUGGCUCUGCGACGGGGACAGGAGCGGGAGCUGGAGCAGGAGCCGGAGGAGCUGGGGAGGAUCAUCAUCCAGGAUCGGUGGAGCAUCACACCACCGAGCAUCAUGCCCCGCCGCAGCAGCAUCCGCACCACCCCCACCAGCAGCACCAGCACCUGCAGCACCACCAGGGCCAGCCACCAUCCCAAGGACAAGGCCAGCAUCCGCACCACCAGCAGGCGGUGGCGCCACUCCCCCUGCCCCAUCAUCAGGGGGUAGGGGCGGGCGGUGAUGUCAGCCACGCCCAUCAUGCCGCUGCCGCCCAACUCCUGGCCAGCCACAAUGCAGCCGCUGCAGCGGCAGUGGCCGCCGGGCAGUAUCUUCCGAAUCUGCCGAAGAGCUUCGCGGGGAGCUUCCAGGACGAGAUGUCCUCGUACCACCACAUGGCCCAGACGAUGCUGCAGCACUCGGGGCGGAAUGCCUGGAUUAAAGAGAACGAGAUAUACGGCAACCAACAGCCCGCCAGCCCCGACAGCACCUCCCCAGUGACCUCGGAGGUGUCCUACACCUACAUCGGAUCCAACUGCCAGACCUCGCCGGCCCUCUCCGGGGACUACAAGUCCUACAGCCGGUCGGCGGACAGCGACGCCCUCUCCGUGGGCGAUGCCCUCAACUCGAUGCACGGCCCGCCCGGCGGAGCUUCGGCCGCCGGAGGUCCUUCUGCCGCCCAUCUCCUCCACAAUAACAACAACAAUACAACAAACAACAACAACAAUAGCCUGAAACACGACGGGAUGAAUGGUGGAGGAGGAGGAGGAGGAAGCAGCAACCACGAUGAUAGUUUGAACGAGGAUGGGAUCGAGGAGGAUAUCGAUGAUGUGGACGAUCCGGACGGAAGUGGAGGAGGAGGUGGUGGCUCCGGGGACGGAAUGCCGAAUAAGAAGCGGAAGCGCCGAGUCCUCUUCACCAAAGCUCAGACAUACGAGCUGGAGCGGCGAUUCCGGCAGCAGCGAUACUUGAGCGCCCCGGAACGGGAGCACCUGGCCAGCCUGAUCCGGCUGACGCCCACCCAGGUGAAGAUCUGGUUCCAGAACCAUCGCUACAAGACCAAGCGGGCCCAGAACGAGAAGGGCUACGAAGGACAUCCCGGGCUGUUGCACGGCCAUGCCACCCAUCCCCAUCAUCCGUCGGCCCUGCCCUCGCCCCGCCGCGUGGCCGUGCCGGUGCUGGUCCGGAACGGUAAGCCCUGCCUGGGCGAUCCCACCUCCAAGCUGGGACCGGACUGUGUCUCCUCGGCGACGGCCACCGCCAUGCAGAACGCGGCCGCUGCCCACCACCUGGUGGCGCUGAAUGGGGCGGCCGCCUAUCAGCAUGCCGCCGCCGCUGCCGCCGGCCUCCAUGCCCACGCCCAUGGAAUGGCCCACGCCCAUGCCCAGCACGCCCACGCCCAGGCGCGCUGGUGGCCCUAAUAUUGUUAGUAGGGGCCUGGCGCCACUCGAAUAGCUAAAAAAAAAAAACAAACACCAAUGGGUUAAAUGCAAUAUUGAAAAGAAAAAUAUAUAUCUGGAGGGGAGUAGGAGAAGUAUCGGGUUUUAAGAAGAAGUUACAAAAUAAUAAUACACAAGAUGAAGCCAAAAAAAAUAUAAAAAAACUAAAACUUAGAGCACAACUAGUUGGUAGCUGACACAUUCCUGUAAAUAGGUUAGCGAGGACAUCUUCCAUACGAAGUAUGACCCAAAAAAAAAAUAAUAAUAGCCAGUAACUGAAAACUUAGUCAGGGGUUUUAAAAAUUCAAAAAAAUAAAAAAAAGACAGGACGACAAGGAGGGGAGUUCCAAAAACCCAAAUUUCAAAAGCAAUACUUCCAAGAGAGAGGGUUUCUGGGAGAAGACCUUCCUUCCAACUUCAGUCGUUUCUUGUCGAGAUUCCCCCC
Drosophila ananassae is the source of this 3445-nucleotide messenger RNA. It is a transcript of the gene vnd, whose product is annotated as homeobox protein vnd. Gene Ontology annotation, cellular component: nucleus. Gene Ontology annotation, molecular function: RNA polymerase II cis-regulatory region sequence-specific DNA binding; DNA-binding transcription factor activity, RNA polymerase II-specific. The transcript is spliced from 3 exons. Gene Ontology annotation, biological process: cell differentiation; regulation of transcription by RNA polymerase II. NCBI's taxonomy places the organism in Eukaryota, Metazoa, Arthropoda, Insecta, Diptera, Drosophilidae. The record is from RefSeq and is a predicted model, not a curated record. Bases 673 to 2982 code for a protein of 769 amino acids.